Messenger RNA from Aspergillus glaucus CBS 516.65, 2669 nucleotides. RefSeq lists its product as uncharacterized. Gene Ontology annotation, biological process: DNA-templated transcription; positive regulation of transcription by RNA polymerase II. The transcript has 16 exons. Bases 202 to 2427 code for a protein of 741 amino acids. The record is from RefSeq and is a predicted model, not a curated record. NCBI's taxonomy places the organism in Eukaryota, Fungi, Ascomycota, Eurotiomycetes, Eurotiales, Aspergillaceae. Gene Ontology annotation, molecular function: DNA-binding transcription factor activity, RNA polymerase II-specific; sequence-specific DNA binding; zinc ion binding.
GAUCUUUCAAUGAAUCCUUAUUUCAACCUCUUGUCGCUCUAUUCCUGAACAACGUUUUCCUCACGGCUCUCUUUAGACGAAUGAUCGUAUCUUUGUGAUUCUUGACAGGUUGACAGCUUCUCCGAUCACCUGACUUGAACGCGACGUCCUCGAGGUCUUUAUUUCAACAGAAUCCCAUGUCGUACAAUACCUCGAGACAAAAUGAAGGGAUCAACUUCUAUUGAGCGGCCAAUUUCAGCCCGGAAAGCGAGUCUGUCAAAUCAAACCCAAGCUCGGCACAUCAAUGCUGGUAUCCACCGGCGGAGCACUAAUGCUUGUCAACGUUGCAAACGGAGAAAGAUCAAAUGCCAUUACAACAGCGAGAAUAGCCACAGUAAAUGCGUCGCUUGUUCCAGGGCUUCUUCCGAAUGUUUGUUUGAUGCUCCUCCGGAUGGUGUUCUAAGGGGCCAUGCAUAUGUUGCGACCCUAGAAGCACGAGUACAAACCUUAGAAACGCAGUUACGAGCAAGGACUUCUCAACAGUAUAUGAAAAGAACUCAAUCAAGUCUUACUCCUGAUACGACUUGUUCUGAACAACUGGUUCAUGAAAGGGAAACACCUGCUCUAACCCACCUGGAUCAACCAAGUGGGGCGGUCAUGGACGGAUCCUGUCAAGGUGAACAGCUCUCUGGACAAGGCAAUUUGCCCCAGAACAAUGAUUCUAGAGAAACCGCAUCCAGCCAGUGUUCAAGAGAGCGGGUGCAAUUACAAGGGACACUAUUUGGGCUCCCAAAUGAGCCACAAACAUCAAUUUCUAACGUCACUAUCCUUGACAUGGUACAUGGCCGCGCAUUUGAUCCGGGUUUGGAAGGAGAGGCCCUUCCUGCCCUCCCAUCCAGCAACAGAGCUAGGACGUUACUGGGUACGGUUUAUUUAUAUACCCAAGCACGUUACUGCAUCAUCGACUGGACCCAGCUGCGUGAAUGGCACCGAGAUCGGGGUGUAAUCGCCUACAUUUCCACUGAAGGCCCAGUCAGCUCACAAAUAGGAGCCUUUUUUAUCUGGAUAGUCUAUGCUAUUGGGGCCCGCUUGGUCCCAGACCCAGAGAAUUCAACAGAGGCAUAUUUUGCUCGCGCCCGCCUUUACCUCCCGGCUGUCAUGGCUUUACAGGACAUGGUAACAGUGCAAGCUCUCCUCUCUCUAGUACAGUACUACUUCCGAGCCCCAACAGAAACUCCAAUCUGGCAUCUAGUUGGGCUUGCUCUGCGGUUGUGUAUCAAACUCAGAUAUCACCGCAAGGUUACGAGCUCUCCAGUGGCGCCAAAUUUAGAUCCGUACACUAUCGAACUUCGAAAACGAUUUUUUUGGUGUGCAUAUUGUUUUGAUCGAUCUUUCUCUAUCUUGUCCAAACUUCCGUUUGGAAUUAGUGACUCAGACAUCGAUGUUGAGACGCCCAUUGACAUCGACGACGCCUGUAAGGAUCAACAGAAGAUUCGAGAGCUUCAAUUGAGGCAGGCAGCUGGAGGCCCUAGUCAUGAAGAUGGAAUAAUCACGACGAUGACCGCUGCUUUACACCAUUUACAGGUAUACCGUAUCAGGUCGAAGAUACUAACGAAUUUCACGGGGCCGCACGCCCAAACUCCCUCAUUGAGCGAUGUUGAAAGACUUCUCUCUGAGCUAGAUCAAUGGAAACAGCAAGCACCACGGAAACAAGAUUCGAGAUGCUUCCCUCAACAAAACCCUGACCGGGUACAAGCAACAUACUUACAGGCUGUUCUGCUCUUGAUUCGCCCUAUCUUGAUGGGAAAUGUAAUUGAUUCCGAUUUAAUACGCUUGUGUGUUGAGUUCGCGGCCGACGCAUGCCAAAGUGCAAAGGUACUGAGCCUAAACCCUCAGAUACCCCCAGACCGUAUCACAGUGUACCAUUGCUUUUAUUGUGGUAUUACUCUAUUACAGUGUCUAGCAAUAAAGCCGACGGCUUUGACACCUAGGUGCGCUCACCAGGCUAUCAGUGCCUGUUUAAGUGCAUUGGCCGUAUACACACGGGUACUGCCUGCUGUUGCACCGUUCCUGCGGCUGUUUGAGGAUCUUUCCAAUCUUUUGGUCUGCGAUGACCACGGAUCCGAAAUUCACCCUAGCCCGGAAGUACGCAAUGUUUUAAAUAGGAUCGUUUCCAGUGAUCCAUCAGAGACACCAGGGAUUUUACAUUUAUUGUCCAGCCAAGAGACCCAACAAGCCACGUUCGGCUCGACACCACGGACCCUGGAAAUGGAAUCAAUGGCAAACCAAUACGAUUCUAUUUUGGGUGGCCAGUCUUCUGUAGUACUUGAUACCGAGUUUCCAUUUGAGAUGCCUUUGGAUCUCUCUCCCCUUUAUGCACCCGACGCAGAAAUAACAGACCUAUGGACUGAGCCAUGGCUGAAUCCAUCAUCUGCAGACUUUUCUUAACUGUCUACUCCAAAUCCAAUGUAAUUAUUUGUGAGUAUUUUCACAGGAAAUACAGAGUGUUUGAAGCCCAAAAACGGUCACAAUAUGUACAAGGCAGGUUGGAAAGAGCAAAAAUGACAAUGCUGAAUUGGGGCGGGCUCGGAUCAUGGAUAGGAGGACUAUCCGGAUAUUGUUUAUUUUAUUUUAUUUUGCAAACAAGCAACAAGCAGUGAAAUAUUAUUAUCUGCAUGGGCGGCCAACUC